CUUUAAGUGGUACUCCGAUACGAUGUUUUGGUUUUGAUGCUGUCCUGUCAAGUGUUAAGUUAAGUCGUCGUCGCCAGCCAGCCAGUACGGCUUUGAUUGUUGACAGAUGUCGUUCUUUUGUCUGUCUCUUGUCUUUCAGUUUGUGGGUUCAUGCAUUUGAAAGGAGCCAUGGAUUACAAAGGCACGCAUCAAGUUAAUAACUCGUCUACUGACAUCUCUCAAAGUGCGGAGGACGAUCCACUGGUUGAGGGACCCUUGAUCUCUCAGGAUACCCUUGAUUCAGCCAUCAAGAGGGAAUUUAAAAAAUUACCCACUUCCUGGACGGCUGGACUACUGCUGUUCUUUCAUGUGGCUUUCGUGUGUUUGUCGGUUGUGGUGUGUGUAUUGUGUGGGCUAGAAGAUGGACGUCGUGCGGAGUGUGCAGCCUUGAUGCGUGGUAUGGACAGCAAGACGUUGGUGGUACUUUGUAAAGUGGCACUGUGGAUCAUCUCGUACAUCCACCAACACUUUGUUCAGUACCACAACACUGCAGCCAGACGCAGAGGCUACCUGCACUUCUACCGACAGACACGAGACACCGUAUCCCUGCCGCUGCUCAUGCAGUCUUUAGGAAACCUGCUCAUUCUGCUGCUGCUGGCUCUCACCACUGUGCUGGACGGGGCCCAGAGGCAGCUGUCUGUCUACCUGCUGUUGGGAGUUCUGAGUCUGGAGCUGUUGCUGUCUGUGGUCUUUCUGAUGCUGUACAUAGUGAAGGUGGUGAGAUUUAACAUGGAGAAACUCAGUCCUGACAUCAAUCAAGAGGAGCACUUCCACACCUACUUGAGCAGUGGCAGUCACGCUCACACCGAGACAGGCUUCAGGGAUGGCUCGAGUCUUGAGGAGGUGGUGGAGAAGCAGGCGGACCUGAUUGAGUACCUGAAGCAGCACAACACUCUUCUGAGCAAGAGGAUUCUGGCGCUCACUGCUCAGCAGAUCAGAGACUGACACCAGGACCCUCCACUGCCUGCUGCACUGCACGACUUUUAGCUGUGUGUGUGUGUGUGUGUGUGUGUGUGUGUGUGUGUGUGUGUGUGUGCGUGUGUGUGCACACACGUGCACGUCUGCAUAAUGUGUGUGUGAAAUCAAACUGGUUGUGUGCCUGGUGAGUAAGCACAUUGUGUUUGUUGGGUGUGUGUGUUUGUAUUGAGAGUGAGGGAGAUAGUGAGAGGGUCCGGCCUCUGAGGUCAUGGCUGGCUGAUCAGAGAAGUCUUUAGUGACAAAUGACCCCAAGUAACCUUUCCUUAACGAUACUCUCGCAUUACUAUGCCAAUAGUUCCCUAACAACACAAUGGUUUGAGCCAGGAAUGAAUCAUGUUCAAUCAUUUCUAUUACUCAUCUCUUAUCUCUUAUUAUUCUAUUCCUCAUCCCUUAUCUCAGUGGUUGAUAUUUUGGGCAGGGUCUAAUGUUUUAUUUUUCUAUUUUACUACUUUAACUAUUAUUAUUUUGUUUACAUGAAAAUUAAUGAUUUGUGUCACCUCAUAUAUGUAAUGCUUCUCUGUGUGUGUGUGUGAGCAAGUGAUAGAGAGUGUCUCAGGAAUUGUGUGGAUCUGCUUUGGGUUACUGGUCUUGAUGGUUGUUUUCUUGCCAUUUCUGUCAAACUACUCAUGUGUAAGUGGAAAAGUAAAGUGUUCCAUAUUAAAGACUGUUUGAGAUGA
Molecule: messenger RNA, 1694 nt
Organism: Alosa sapidissima (American shad)
Lineage: Eukaryota; Metazoa; Chordata; Actinopteri; Clupeiformes; Clupeidae
Gene: tmem192
Product: transmembrane protein 192
Exons: 6
Coding region: 151-984 (277 amino acids)
Cellular component (GO): lysosomal membrane; late endosome
Source: RefSeq, a predicted model, not a curated record